CUGGUUCAAGCAACAUCUACAGCGUGUGAAGCAUGCGACAUUCACAGCAAGCUGCAUCAUCAAUUGACAGCCUACAGCCUUGCUUAACGGCAAUAGUUCACGCGAAUCACCACCGAGUGUGGCGAUGAUGCUUUGAAAUCGCGCCCCAGGGCCGGCUAAGCGAGCGGCCCGUGCGCCUUCACACAGGAAAUCGUCUUUGCCCGCCCGACCUCACUCGUCAACUAACCCACCCAACGAGCAGGUUACCAGUCGUCACAAUGGCCCGCCGUCCCGCCCGUUGCUACCGCUACUGCAAGAACAAGCCCUACCCCAAGAGCAGGUUCAACCGUGGUGUACCUGAUGCCAAGAUCCGCAUCUUCGACCUCGGUCGCAAGAAGGCCAGCGUAGACGACUUCCCUCUCUGCGUCCACCUCGUCUCCAACGAGUACGAGCAGCUGUCCUCCGAGGCUCUCGAGGCCGCCCGUAUUUGCGCCAACAAGUACCUCGUCAAGAUUGCCGGAAAGGAAGGUUUCCAUCUCCGUGUCCGUGUCCACCCUUACCACGUCGUCCGUAUCAACAAGAUGUUGUCGUGCGCUGGUGCCGAUAGGCUGCAGACCGGAAUGCGUGGUGCCUUCGGAAAGCCCAACGGUCUCGUUGCCCGUGUCAACAUUGGUCAGAUCCUCAUGUCCGUCCGAACCCGUGACUCUCACCGCGCCACCGCCCUUGAGGCUCUGAGGCGUUGCCAGUACAAGUUCCCCGGUCGCCAGAAGAUCAUCGUCUCCAAGAACUGGGGUUUCACCCCCCUCAAGCGCGACGAGUACGUCGAGAAGCGCCAGGAGGGCAAGAUCAGGAUCGACGGUGCCUACGUACAGUUCCUCCGCAACAAGGGUGCUCUCGAGUACAACAUGCGCCGCUUCCCCGAAGCUUUCGAGCAGGAGGCUUAGGUGUUUUGUUGCGAGUGAAAAGAUGAUGAACAUGCGCUUUGGGUUAUUCAAAUGGGAUACCGGUCAUGGCGUGGUUUGCUUUCCUCAGUCAUCGAUCAAGGUCGGAGGAGGUGUCGUCUGUAGAGAAUGACCGAAUACCAGCUCGACAAUGACAAUGAUACAACAAUACUGUUCGAUGUUCAUGUGAUGCCAUAUACCACUACACUAAUCAAGAAUCAGUCAAGUAUCUAUAUUGCAGAUCAUUGCGAUCAUGCAGUGUUCUUGAAGAAUGCGAUGUAUUGCGUUAUCAAGGCCAUCCUAGCCCGUCAUGGUAUCAAAUCAAACACCUAAACCCGCCCAACGCAUAUAGGCAUGCAUGCUGAUGCAAUACCAGGAUGAAUCACCCAAACGCCAGAACAAAUGAUUACACCCCAACACCAGCGCCCCUUCCCUCAGCUUGCGCCUUGCUAAACUGCC
This is a messenger RNA of Macroventuria anomochaeta, 1379 nucleotides long. Its product is annotated as ribosomal protein L10e. Lineage: Eukaryota; Fungi; Ascomycota; Dothideomycetes; Pleosporales; Didymellaceae. Gene Ontology annotation, biological process: translation; ribosomal large subunit assembly. The transcript is spliced from 4 exons. The record is from RefSeq and is a predicted model, not a curated record. Gene Ontology annotation, cellular component: ribosome; cytosolic large ribosomal subunit. Gene Ontology annotation, molecular function: structural constituent of ribosome. The coding region runs from base 258 to 923 and encodes 221 amino acids.